ACGUAAAAAAAAAUAAAUAUUUAAUAUAAAAGAAAUCUGUAUAAUAGGUAAAUAGUGAGAAUUUACAUAGCAAUUCAGGCAAUGCAAAGAUAUUAAAUUUACUAAACGAUUAACAAAUAGCUGAACCAUAAUAACUAAAAUAGAUUAAUUGGGAAACCCUAAAUCGAAUAGACCAAUAAGCAAACCACACACGAGCAGCCAACUGAAGUGCAUGUUUAUUUGGAAAAAAAGUUAUAAAAUAUGUAUAAGAAAAAUGAGAAAUAACUCAACUAAAAUUGGUAGAGCAACAUUUUUAGUGUCUGCCGAACAUCAAAUGGGAUUCGAAAGGUGUUCAAUAAAUUGAAGUUUUGUGGGCUUAGUGUAAAACCCUAUCAGGCGGCUUCUGAAUGUCCAUAUACGUAUGUAUGUAUGUAUAUAAGAGUGCAGUGCAAGCUUGCUACUAUUACUAUUUUCUUAGCGGCUGGCAUCUUCAUUAUUUUUACGCACACACCGAUGACGACACGGGCCUUGCGCUCAACUAAACUAAAUACGCUGAUCGAUGAUCCGCUCUAUGACAUGGACGAGCUGGUGCCAUUUGAAAGUAAGCGCUCGAUGCCAUGCGAUUCAUGUGGGAAUGAGUGUACGAGUGCGUGUGGCACGAAAAAUUUUCGCACCUGUUGCUUCAAUUAUCUGCGCAAACGAAAUGAUCCAAAUGCCAUGAAAUCCUUCAGCAAUAAGCGUCUCAUCGAUUUCAUACUCCUACAAGGACGUGCCGCAAUGUACACCUUGGACGAGCACCACCGCAAUGGUAACGUUGGCGAUGAUGAAAGGGAGGAAAGCGGUGGUGGUGGAAGUUCCGGUAUUGUCGGGGAUGAGAACACCUUUGCAGACAUUGGCAAUGGUCAUCGAAUUAGAAGCGCUCAUUUUCAUCACAGAAUCGUGUAAGAGGCACAUCAGCGGUGAAGUUUCGCACAUUUCCAGUUUGGGAGUGUGCACCUUUUUUUUGGAUGUUUAAGUUCUAGUUAUAGCUGGAAAGUUAAAAAGUUCUAUUGCAUAAAAAAUAUGUCUGCGGUUUGAAAUGUUGUUUUUAUAAUGAAUAAAUAGCAAUUGCUUUCUAAAAAGCUUAAA
Anastrepha obliqua is the source of this 1107-nucleotide messenger RNA. Its product is annotated as trissin-like. The coding region runs from base 409 to 924 and encodes 171 amino acids. NCBI's taxonomy places the organism in Eukaryota, Metazoa, Arthropoda, Insecta, Diptera, Tephritidae. The record is from RefSeq and is a predicted model, not a curated record. The transcript is spliced from 4 exons.